GUUCCACUUAGAUUUUGCACUCACUUGGCACUGGCGUAUCGUACCAAGUCUUCCACCAACAUUACUACGGUACAAGUUGAACUUAUUCAAUAAAGCUAAUAAAACUCCUAAGGUUACUAAGGGUACUAAGGGCGAUAAAUUCACAAAGGACAAUAAGUGGAAUAAGUGGAAAAA
Messenger RNA from Racocetra persica, 174 nucleotides. The record is from the annotation of a GenBank genome assembly. NCBI's taxonomy places the organism in Eukaryota, Fungi, Glomeromycota, Glomeromycetes, Diversisporales, Gigasporaceae.